AUGAGUCUGACAUUUGGAAAAUGCAUUGGAAUCAUUCUGUUAUGCGUCUCUAUCCAAUUUUUCCUUACUACACGUGCCGUUCUCAAUAUCAACAAAAAGUCGGCAUUAGGAAACCGAACCAUUUCCUACAGUCUUCGGAUGACCAAAAUUCUAUGUGUUGAUUUACCAUAUCAACGUACACACCUUAACAUAUGCAAAAUGGAACGGUUAUCAAAUGGCACUGUGGGCUUGAACGUAUCUAUCGACGUCCCAACAUCGGUGAAUUACUUCGUGAUCUUCGUGAAGUUACAUUACAAAUAUACCACAUAUCGACCGUUCAUGAUUGACUGGAGCAUGGAGUACUGUCAGGCAUAUCGUGCUGGAAAAUACAAUCCUACCAACGCUAUUUUAUUGAACAUAAUUGCUCACACAGUUCCAAAGUAUUAUUUACCGUGUCCUCAUGGGAACCGCACAUACUCUAGUGUUUGGUUUCUCAACCCUAAACUCAUCCCUUCAACUAUACCUUCCGGUGACUACAGGUUAGACGUUUCCAUACGAGAUUCCUCCAAUAUAACACUAUUUUCUGGUCAAGCAUACGGUUCCGUUCGAAGGCAAGGUAUAGUAGGUUAA
Messenger RNA from Anopheles nili, 609 nucleotides. RefSeq lists its product as uncharacterized. The coding region runs from base 1 to 609 and encodes 202 amino acids. The transcript is spliced from 2 exons. The record is from RefSeq and is a predicted model, not a curated record. Lineage: Eukaryota; Metazoa; Arthropoda; Insecta; Diptera; Culicidae.